Molecule: messenger RNA, 994 nt
Organism: Mucor mucedo
Lineage: Eukaryota; Fungi; Mucoromycota; Mucoromycetes; Mucorales; Mucoraceae
Product: kinase phosphorylation protein-domain-containing protein
Exons: 6
Coding region: 74-793 (239 amino acids)
Source: RefSeq, a predicted model, not a curated record
UUUGACUGUGAUAAAAAAAAAUACACAUCACUUUCUGUCCUUUUUUUUUCAUUUUCUUUACACUAUAUCAACAAUGUUCCACCCAUCAAGAGGAGGUGUUAGAGGAGGUAAAGAUCAGUUCAAUUGGGACGAUGUCAAGGGAGAUAAACACCGUGAAAAUUACCUUGGCCAUUCUUUGAUGGCACCUGUUGGUCGUUGGCAGAAAGGCAAAGAUCUUACUUGGUAUGCAAAAGAUGGAAAAGACGAUUCAAAAGCUAAAGCCAACGCUGCUGAAUUAGCUAAAAUUAAGGAAGCUGAAGCUGAAGCUAUGGCUAUCGCACUUGGUGUUCGAAAGAAGAAAACUUUAGAGAGUAAUGUCACUCAAGACGAUUUAAAACAUGCUUUGAACAGAGACGACGAUUCGGAUGAGGGCGAACAACCUGAAUUUGAUUCGUCUGAAAAGGGUUUAGGUUAUGGUAAAGCUAGUCGUUUACAAGGCGCGACUAGUAGCAAUGCUGUGCCGUUAUUAAAUAAUGCUAGAUCAUUUGCCCCAGCACCUGUAGUAAAAUCCGAAGAGCAUGAAGAUGAACAAAAAAAGAAAAAGAAGCAUAAGAAGCACCAUAAACAUAAAAGUGAAAAAAAGAGACGUCGCCAUCAUAGUGACGAUGAGAGUGAACAAGAGGAGCGAUCAAAGCAUCGCCGUAGACAUCGCCGAGAUGAAUCUCCAGAGAGACGUUCUCGAAAUCGCUCACCAGAAGAACACAGACGCCGUCGUUCACCUGAAGAUAGCAGACGACAUCGCUCACCAAUCUAGAGAUAGACGUGGCUCUUCUGCAGAUAGAUAUGGCUCGCCAGUCAAUAGAAGCAGAGCGAAGCAAGAAUAUUUUUCUCCAAGAAAAGAUAUCUUGGAUGACGAUAAGCGUAGUAUCAAGGAUGAGAAACGUAGUUUCAAGGACGAUACUCGACCCUCUUGUAGUUAUAGUGACAGACGUCCCCGUGAUUCACCAUCCCCCAG